AUGGCCCAUGGGUCUCUCUGGCAAACGGGCCGAACCUACUCCGGAAUACGAGUCACCUUACCCCUCCUGCUCGCCCCACCUGAUAUCAGCAUCCAUAUCGAAGUAAUCUAUCUACCAGCGUUUCAAAGCCGCCAUGCCGGCAUUGUCUUUGGAUUGUUAGGUAGGAUAUACGAUUACUCCUCUCUCGGUACCCCUCAUUCAGUCCCCUCAUUCAUUCCCCUCCCGACCAGUGGCCCUAGACCUAGACCCAUGGAGGUCACCAGACACAGACACAGUCUAGUCCAGCCUUACAGAAUUGUAGGUAGACUAGAAGAAAUCCAUAAAACUGAAAAUCAAGCAAAACUGGAAUAUUUUAGUAAAUUCGAGUCAGUCUGCAUUAUCUAUCCAUACAAUACAGAUAGUAUAAUACAUAUGCAGUUUAUACUGUAUACUGUGUACAAAAAAAUAAUAAGACUCAAACAAGCAAGUAAGGAAGGAAGGAAAGCAGAGCAGAGCAGAACAGAACAGAAAUUGCAAUCCUGA
Molecule: messenger RNA, 522 nt
Organism: Rasamsonia emersonii CBS 393.64
Lineage: Eukaryota; Fungi; Ascomycota; Eurotiomycetes; Eurotiales; Trichocomaceae
Exons: 5
Coding region: 1-522 (173 amino acids)
Source: RefSeq, a predicted model, not a curated record